Molecule: messenger RNA, 1752 nt
Organism: Truncatella angustata
Lineage: Eukaryota; Fungi; Ascomycota; Sordariomycetes; Amphisphaeriales; Sporocadaceae
Exons: 1
Coding region: 1-1752 (583 amino acids)
Source: RefSeq, a predicted model, not a curated record
AUGCACCGCUUGGGAAGCACGUGGCCUGUCCACCGGCGGCCGAUACAUCCCCAGCCCUACCACCAAAUAGUACGGUUCGUCAAGAGGCAGGCCUGGGGAGUUCUGAAGCCAGAGUCUAUCAAGCCAGACACCCCUACUUUUCAUGUCAACAACCUGCUUCUCGAUCUCGAUUCCGAAGCCGCCCAAAAUGUCAGGCAGUUCCACCCAGACAUCGAUGGCGAACCCGAACACCGCCUUGCAAAGAGACGGCGUCAGCGCUUGGUGCGUUCAGACCGCAUCGAGAAAUUUCAGAUGGCAUCACAGAUCGAGAAGCUCAACUUCGAUAACAUGGUCGCCGACCGACUUUACGCGUGGCACAUAAACGAUUUGGAUAUUGCCCAUCAGGCGCUUCGAGGCUUCAAAAAGAAGAACCACUCGACAGCACAACAAGCGACAGCGACGGCGACGGCGACGGCGACGGCGACGGCGACAGCAACAGCGACAGCGAACAUGGACAUGAACACAAGAGAAACCGCCAUCGAGCCUCCCAGAAUCAUGGCCCGCGGAGAAAAGACUCGCGCAUCAUUUCAGGACCUUGGCUUGCAGUGGAACGGAAUUCCAGAACACGCUGCCCGCGACCCCACCCGACUAAUUACUUACAUGUUGCAUAAACAAAAGGAAGCACAGGAUCGAGCCAGCACCAUAUUAUCGGACCACUUGCUGGACCACUCUCUGUCCGCCUUGAUUCGCCGACAGACGAGCUUUAUCAAACUCCAAAGGAUCGUCCGCUUCCUCCUCGAAGCUCCAAAUGGGGCCCAACUUGUAUCCAAGCUUAGCGGAGAGAUCGGGGAAACGUCCCUCGAACUGGCUCACCGCGAACAGAGUGUUUCCCUCCAAAGCGAUCUGGCAUCUGAAGCACUCGUCUUUUGCAAUGACGUGGUCUUGAAUCUUUUAGAGCAAGGCCUACCAGUCGAGAAGCGCCUCUGGGUACCUGGCUUGCACCUGGCGGUAGCCAACUCAGCAUUUUCGGCCGCACGAAUGUACCUCGCAGCAGGGCUGCGCUCUGGAAGUAGCAUAAGGGACAUGGAUGAUAGCUUGCUGGGAGUCCUUGACUCACUAAUUGAUUCUCUAAAGGCUAUAGAUACGAGCCAUGGACACACACCCCUCGGGCCCGUGCUUUCUCCUCCGCAGCGCCGAGCCGCAAUCUUCAGCUUUCUGACAGGAUCCCAAAUCAAUGGGCGCCACUCUCCUUUCUCAAUCCAUAGCAUGAUGCAAUCCCUCGAAAGUUCAGACUACAAAGCCUUCAGCCGUUACGUCGAACUCCUGGGCGAGUUGGGAGCAUUGAGAACGUUGUGGCAUAUCUACCAGCAGUUGGCGCGAACCUUGCAGCCUGAAAGUUCUGGUCGCCCUUCGCUCAAUGAACAUGUCGGAAUGCCACCAAGCAUACCGGACCGCGUCGUGAAUGCAUUUUUGCGAAUCGCGCGGAACGUCACAGCCGGGCACAUUUCGCCAAGAAACUACAGACAAGAGAACCUUAGUGGGAAGUUUGAGGAAGACUGCCAAAAGGAUCUCGAGACCAUCAGUAGAGCCGCUGUUCCGUGGUAUGGAGGCAGACAGCCCGUUGAAGUCACCCCUGACCCGUUGUUUGUGCAAAAGGUGUACAAGGCGUUUGGGAAUCCCCAGAUCACGGAAUCCAUGAGAAUGCUCCGCAGGUUGUUGGGGGAAACCACAGGAACGGCCCUCGAACAUGUUGUACAAAAUACAAGGUCAUAA